AUGUUUCCCCCAAAGGCUCUCCUCAUUCGGGCCCUGAUUCUCCUAACGCUCGCCAGCAAGGUCGUAGGGCGGAGAGGUGGCGGCGGCGGCGAUCAUGAUAGCGACAGUAACUCGAACAGCGACAGUGGAGGUACUAGUACCAGCGGAGGCUCCAGCGCAACCAACUGCGGCGCAGAACAGCACCGCUACCUCUACGGCGACGAUUUGAUCCCGACCAACGUCCGAAACUGGACCUCUGAAGGCGGUAGUGUUGACGGCGCCAACCCGACCACCUACGACGGAUCAUUCUUCCAGGGCGAAGCUUCGUUGGCGUACAACAUCACAGGCACGUCUCACUGCCGGGAUGCAGCUGGUACACUCCGUCUUCUGGGAUACGCGUGGGUCGGUCCAGUGACGCCUUAUCCAACUGGGCCGACAAAUCCAUUUAUCAUCGGGUUUAAGGCGUGGGAGUCGGAUAAAUCGGUGGAGGAUAUUACUGACUCGUAUGCGUGGUUGAAUUGGGGGAAGAGUUGUACUAGUGAGCCUGAUUUGGUCCGGGUUAUUACUUCGUUGGCUUGGCCUGCGUCGGAAGGUCGGGGGGUGAGAGAAGCGGCGGAUGUUAUGAGGAUUCAGACGGAAAGCCAUACGGCGGGCGAUAGAGUGGAGUUUAAUGCGACAUCCGUUGACGGUUUGGAUAUUCCGAAAUACAGGGAUAAAGGGUUGGUCCGUUUACCUGGUCGAGUGUGUCAGUCUGAUGAGCUUUCCUUGGACUGGCCGCAGGGGACGAGGAUGAAUGGGUCCAUUACGAAUACCACGUUGGAUUUGAGGUUAGUGGGAACGGGUAAUACGAGUACGGACUAUAAGUAUUCAUCGAGCAGAGAUGAGAUUUAUAUUGCUUUUGAGCUUACGUUCUCGGGGACGUUCGAUGGAGUGAACUCGACCAUGGCUUUGGAUAUUCAGCCCCAGAACGAGACAGUGGUUAAAUGGGUGAAGAAUGGCGCUGAGAGGAUGAAGAUGUCCUGGGCUUGGGUAGUUGGAAUUUUCCUGGUUUUCUUCUGCGCUUUAUGGCCCUAA
Messenger RNA from Aspergillus alliaceus, 1053 nucleotides. RefSeq lists its product as uncharacterized. The coding region runs from base 1 to 1053 and encodes 350 amino acids. The record is from RefSeq and is a predicted model, not a curated record. Lineage: Eukaryota; Fungi; Ascomycota; Eurotiomycetes; Eurotiales; Aspergillaceae. The transcript has a single exon.